ACGAAGAAGAGACACAAAACCGAAACCAAAAUGAGCUAAAUGAAAAUCUUUCAAAAAUCCUUAAAUUAACAAAACACGAACGGUUUAUUAUAUAUUUAAAAUAUCAUAUGUGGAAGAGGAGUGCUUAAACAGUUGAUAGAUGGAAGAUGCAAAAAUGGAGGAAGAAAAUUCCUCAGAUACAAACGAUGUUAUUCUUCUAGAGAGUUCGACUCAGAACCCAGCUAAGUGCAGAGACGCGGACUCAGACUGUAUUAUCAUCGAGCCAGACAAGCCUGGACCUCCUGCCCUUACCUCGGUACACUCCAAGAAGCGGGCAAAAAGCUCUGGAAUACGAUGUCAGUACUGCCACUAUCGGUGUGGCACCAAGUUCUCGUUCCAGAUUCACAUCGGCUCCCAACAUCCCCUGCAUUGUGAGGACGUGCCUGUAGGACGCUUGGGUAAGGUCGUCAUCUACCAGCGCACAGCCAAGCUCUUCCACUGUCACAUCUGCUUCUUCACGUCCAAGGACUACGCCAUACUGUUCGAACACAUACUGGCUCGGCACUGCCUCGCUGUUAAAAAGGUGCCAAAGAUAAUUAAAGGUAUAAAAGCCAAGGAAGAACAUCAGGGUAUCAAGGUCAACACCAAGGGUGUUAAUGAAGAUGGAAUGGAACCGGAAGGUGCCGAUAAUCCUGAGAUUGUAAGUGAGGACCAUUCAGAGAAGCUCAAUAAGACUGAAGAAGAAUCCACUAUGGACUUGCUGAAGAGGAAACGAAGCUCUGCAUUUAGCAGUGAAGGUGACAGUGAUGAUGAUGAUGAUGAAGCUAUGGACACAGAGGGUUCAGGUAUCAGCCCAGAGGCUGUCAAAGAGCAAGACGCUGCUGUCAAAAAAUACACCGAGCACUCGAGCGCCCAAGAUUACGUCUGUAAGUUUUGCCAACGGUGCUGCAAGACUAAGGGCUUUCUGCUGCGCCACGUCAACCGGAAACACGACGUCCCAAAGCCAUACGCCUGUACAGACUGCAGUGAGAGCUUCAUCCUGGAAAGCCUGCUUAACUUCCAUGUCAAACUGCACCACAGACAAGGACUUUACCAGUGUCCAUACUGUACCUUUGAGUCCAGCCUCAGAGGCAUCCACCAACACCUCAGUACCUGUAAAGUGGAGGAGGGAUCGGGGAACUAAGCAAAAGCUAUUUGUAAUCUCUGGUUGUAAAUUUAAUCAAAUAAAAGUUUACAUUGUGA
Molecule: messenger RNA, 1221 nt
Organism: Trichomycterus rosablanca
Lineage: Eukaryota; Metazoa; Chordata; Actinopteri; Siluriformes; Trichomycteridae
Product: chromosome alignment-maintaining phosphoprotein 1-like
Exons: 3
Coding region: 140-1162 (340 amino acids)
Biological process (GO): attachment of mitotic spindle microtubules to kinetochore
Source: RefSeq, a predicted model, not a curated record